Messenger RNA from Cladocopium goreaui, 732 nucleotides. Lineage: Eukaryota; Dinophyceae; Suessiales; Symbiodiniaceae. The record is from the annotation of a GenBank genome assembly.
GUCGUGACCGUUCCGUGGUUCCAAUUGAUGCCACAUGUAUACCCACAGGAUUCAUAGAAUCAGAAUUGAUGAGCCCAACAUAGCCCAACGAUGUCGCAGCUCGCGACUCGCGGCCCUGGACAUGUGAAGGAACACCUCAAGGCGCCAUGCCCGCAUGGAGUCCUUGUCCUGGGAGUCUUUGUCUCGCUCUAGGUCUGGAUUGACGAGUCAUGACGAGUCUAUGCCUCUCGGAGUUGCAAAAAACUCACGUUGAUGGUGGAAAACUCAGCCAAAAGAUGAACAGACAUUUCCAUACUAAUCAUACCCUUGCUGCAAUGGCUAGGUGAUGUAUGGUGAUGUCACUCUCAGGUUUGCAAACUCGCACACCAGAAGCAGCUCUUGAGGAUGAACGGGUUCUGAAUGUCAAAUGGAAGUAUUUUCCGAAGAACCAGGACUUCGGGAUUCGGCCACGAUAAACCGUCAAUUCUUUGGGUACCAUAUUUUGACACAGAGACAUCUGUCAAAUGAUCAGCUUGGAUGGCUUGGAGGGCUGGAUACUGUUGCAGGCAUUCACUUCUUCACAAACAUCCCCAGCAAGAUUCUUGGGCUUGGUGGCACUGAUCAACAUGGCUCCCCUUGCACUACCCUACACGUCUUGCGGGAUGAACUUGUUCACCAGAUGAGCUCUCACCAUCCUAAAAUGCUUGGAGUGCUAGAAUCAGAGGUUGAACAGUACUGCAUGAGCGGCGCGGC